AGCUUCCACUUUAUUUUCGAAACCAAAAAGGAAAAUAAAACAAAAUAGGGGCAGACAGACAGGAGCUUCGUCGGAGCCCUAGCAGAGUCGCGGCCCCGUUGAAUCUCUCUCCCAGCUUUCUUCGCCCUGUUCGCUGGACAUUUCAAGCCUUCUCGACGACGAUCUUGGCUCGGCUCGAAGCCUCUUCUCUGUCGAAGGGUCGAAUCAAAGAUCUUAAAGUUCUCUCUUGAAGGGGCAAGUAUUUGGGUCUUUGCUCAACAAGAAAGAUUCUGAGAGAUGCCUCAAAGACACUCAAAGAACAAUAACGAUCUUGCCUUCUUCACAUAUGACGAGAAGCGAAAGCUUGGGUAUGGGACUCAGAAGGAGAGGUUGGGCAAGGAUUCAGUGAAACCUUUCGACGCAUGUUGCCUCUGUUUGAAGCCUUUUAUUGAUCCAAUGUGUUGCCAGAAAGGUCACGUUUUCUGCAAAGAGUGCAUCCUUGAGUGUUUGUUGGCUCAGAAGAAAGAUAUUCAAAGGAGGCUAGCUGCUCAUGCUGCACAACAGAAGCAAGACAAGGAAGAGGAGGAAGAAAAGCUAAUGCUACAGAAAGCCAGAGAGCUUGAUGCAUUUGAUCAACAGAACCAUGGGGCAGUGCCACAAUACAGUGAUAAGAACUACGCUCGAGAUAAGAAUGGAUUCCAUGGAGCGAACAGUGUGAAGGUCACUUCAUACGAAGAGGAAGCACUCCGAAACAUGAAAGCAUUUUGGCUCCCUUCAGCAACACCUGAAGCUUCUGUGAAAGUGGAGGCACCCUCCACCAGUACUCUGUGCCCAGAAGGGAGGGAAAAACUGAAGCUCAAGACCCUUUUCCCCAUCUACUUUACAGAAGAAGGCAGUAACGAACAGAAAAAAUCCAACUCUCUUGAUAAAACUUUUAUUUGCCCGAGCUGCAAGGCCACUCUGACCAAUACAAUGUCACUUGUGGCCCUUAGUUCAUGCGGGCAUGUCUUUUGCAAGAAGUGUGCGGACAAGUUUGUGGCUGUUGAUAAGGUUUGUCUUGUGUGCAACAAGGGAUGUAAAGAGAGGACUCUGGUAUGCUUGGAGAAAGGAGGGACAGGCUUCGCUGGCCAUGGGGAUCAUUUGGAAGCAACAGACUUCAAGCAUUUGGGAAGUGGCUCAGGUUUGGGGUUGGUGAGACCUGCUAUGAAGACUUGAGCUUGUGCUUAGACCAGGCUUGUUUUGUGACUUUCAUUAAGUUCCCUAUGUUGAGGUGCUUUUUAUGACUUUUGUCCGUGUACUUCAUUAUGGGCAUGUUUCUUGUGACAUAAACACUAGACAUCAUUACGUUGGUUUGCUCGUGCAACUUAGCCUUCAUCAAUUCAACUGUUGAUUCUUUUU
Malania oleifera is the source of this 1377-nucleotide messenger RNA. Its product is annotated as E3 ubiquitin-protein ligase CSU1. NCBI's taxonomy places the organism in Eukaryota, Viridiplantae, Streptophyta, Magnoliopsida, Santalales, Ximeniaceae. The transcript is spliced from 3 exons. The coding region runs from base 277 to 1194 and encodes 305 amino acids. Gene Ontology annotation, cellular component: nucleus. The record is from RefSeq and is a predicted model, not a curated record. Gene Ontology annotation, molecular function: ubiquitin protein ligase activity.